This is a messenger RNA of Caenorhabditis remanei, 939 nucleotides long. RefSeq lists its product as uncharacterized. NCBI's taxonomy places the organism in Eukaryota, Metazoa, Nematoda, Chromadorea, Rhabditida, Rhabditidae. The transcript has a single exon. The record is from RefSeq and is a predicted model, not a curated record. The coding region runs from base 1 to 939 and encodes 312 amino acids.
AUGGGUGAUCGAACGAGUCAGAGAGUGCGUCUUAUAUUCUUUUCAGGAGCUCAUAUCCAAUCUCUAAUAAGCCUGGAGGAAAUCUGCAAUGGAUGUGAGAAGUGUUUUAAUAUUGCCAAGAAGUGCGUCGAGUAUGGUCCGUUGAGAUUCAGUACACUACAAACUAUAACUUAUUCAAAGAACUACAAUAAACUGCAUGUGUCUGAUAAACUAUUCGAAGACAUUGCAGAGUACUGUAUCUCUAAGUCAAAAAACAAAGAAGAAUGUUUCAAAGAACUGGAGAAAACUAUUCUUCCAGUUAUUUCUUGUGAUACACUUUCUAUUUGGAUAGAUGAGACCAGAGUUUUCCCGGAUGGAAUGGAAGGUCUUGAGUAUGACCAUCGUCAUAUGCCACGAGAAGUUAUCGAUAUCAUUCUGAGGAAAUGGAGUGUAAAAUCUAUUCAACUCAAUAUGAUAUAUUUCACGAGUGAAGGGAUGUGCAGUGUCGACUGGUUACAGUAUGACUAUUUCGCUCGAGUCAGACUGAAUGAUCCAUAUUUCAAAACUCAAAAGUCUCCAGAUCUAAAGUUCACUCAUGUCGAUGUGGAAAUGUCGGAUUCGAUCUAUUGUGUGAGAGAUCUAGGCGUUCGCUAUCCAAAAUCAGAAUCUCCCAGAGGAUAUGCCAACUUUAUUCCAAAUAUCAGGAGAUUAUUCCCAACUGACAAAAUAUCGAUGGAUCUGUCACAUUGGUGUUGUAUAGCCAAUGAUGAUAUCGAGAAGAAGAUGUCGACUAUAUUGCACGUGGUCUCUAUGGAACAACCUCAGAAUUUGAGUGUGCAUAUCAAAUUUUUUGUGGAAUCAGCAAUUGUCAAAAUGCUCAACGAGAAGACGAAAAAAGAAGAAUUGUUUGGAAUUGCUCCGAAAUACAAUUUCAGAGAACAUAGUUUGCAGUGUUAUUAA